This is a messenger RNA of Panicum virgatum (switchgrass), 1926 nucleotides long. RefSeq names its product subtilisin-like protease SBT3. The record is from RefSeq and is a predicted model, not a curated record. The coding region runs from base 1 to 1926 and encodes 641 amino acids. The transcript has 3 exons. Gene Ontology annotation, molecular function: serine-type endopeptidase activity. Gene Ontology annotation, biological process: proteolysis. NCBI's taxonomy places the organism in Eukaryota, Viridiplantae, Streptophyta, Magnoliopsida, Poales, Poaceae.
AUGGGCUACAUUGUCCACAUGGACAAGUCGUCCAUGCCGGCGCACCACGCCGACCACCGCGACUGGUACGCCGCCGCCGUCGCGUCUAUAACCGACGCGUCCGCGGACGGCCGCGCCGGCCCGCAGCUCCUCUACACUUACGACGAGGCGCUCCACGGCUUCGCGGCGACCUUAUCCGCCUCCGAGCUCCGCACCGUCCGCGGCACUCCGGGCUUCGUCUCGGCGUACCCGGACCGCCGCGCCACGACGCUUCACGACACCACGCAUUCCAUGGAGUUCCUUGGUCUCAACUCCGCCAGCGGGCUGUGGCCGGCGGCCAAGUUCGGCGAGGGCGUCAUCAUCGGCAUGAUCGACACCGGGGUAUGGCCCGAGAGCGCGAGCUUCAACGACGCCGACAUGCCCCCGGUCCCGCCCCGGUGGCGCGGCACCUGCGAACCGGGCGUCCAAUUCACGCCCUCCCUGUGCAACCGGAAGCUCAUCGGAGCGCGCUACUUCAACAAGGGCCUGGUCGCCUCGAACCCGGGCAUCAAAAUCUCCAUGAACUCGACGCGCGACAUGAACGGCCACGGUACUCACACGUCGUCCAUGGCAGGAGGCAGCGCGGUGCCGUGCGCGUCCUACUUCGGGUACGGGCGCGGCACGGCGCGCGGCGUUGCCCCACGCGCCCACGUCGCCAUGUACAAGGUCAUCUGGCCCGAGGGGCAGUACGCGUCCGACGUGCUGGCCGGCAUGGACGCGGCCAUCGCCGACGGCGUCGACAUCAUCUCCAUCUCCAGUGGUUUCGAUGGCGCGCCGCUGUACGAAGACCCCGUGGCGAUCGCCGCCUUCGCCGCCAUCGAGCGCGUCGCGGCCGGCACGGUGGAUCGGAAGAUGUUUGCCGGCACGGUGUACUACGACGACAUGCGAGGUAGCAUCGGCGGCGUCACCACGUACCCGGAGAACGCUUGGAUAGUGUACACGAGGUUGGUGUACAACGACAUCGUAUCAGCGUGCAACUCAAAAGAGGCGCUGGCCAAUUCAACGACCGCUAUAGUUGUGUGCCGUGACACGGGGGCGCUGGUUGAGCAGCUGAACACAGUCGCGGAGGCCGGGGUCGCCGGAGCCAUCUUCAUCUCAGACGAUGCCGACUACGAUGACUCCAUGCCUCUCCCGGCUGUUAUUAUCAGCCCAGAAGACGCACCAGCGCUGCUGAACUACAUCAACUCCAUCACGGUCCCAACGGCCGCCAUGAAGUUCCAGCAGACGAUCCUCGGCGCACGGCCGGCGCCGGUGGUCACCUCCUACUCGUCUCGUGGGCCGUCGCCGAGCUACGCCGGCGUGCUCAAACCAGACAUCCUGGCACCAGGAGACCACAUCCUCGCGUCCGUGGCGCCGGUACUCCCGUUCGCGAUGGUAGGCCAAACGCAACUGACCAGCAACUUCCUGGUGGAGUCCGGGACGUCCAUGGCUUGCCCGCACGCCAGCGGCGUCGCGGCGCUGCUGCGUGCGGUGCACCCGGACUGGAGCCCGGCCAUGAUCAAGUCGGCGAUAAUGACCACGGCGACUGAGACCGACAACACCAACAAUCCGAUCACGGCCGCUGGCGAGGGGAACGCCACCGUCGCGAGCCCCCUGGACAUGGGCUCAGGCCAUGUCGACCCCAACGCGGCCAUGGACCCAGGGCUGGUGUUCGACGCCGGGCCGGAGGACUUCGUCGCGCUCCUCUGCGCCGCCAACUACACCAACGCCCAGAUCAUGGCGAUCACGAGCAACGUCGAGGUGGCCGUGUCGCCGGGGACGCUGAAGUUCAGCACGGUGGGGCAGACAGCGACGUUCGAGGUGGUCAUCAAGCUCACGGCGCAUACCGGCGGCGAGCCUGCUUUCGGGGCCGUAGUUUGGGCCGAUGUCAGUGGCAAGUACAGGGUGAGGACUCCUUACAUGCUUUAG